Aspergillus clavatus NRRL 1 is the source of this 570-nucleotide messenger RNA. It is a transcript of the gene sar1, whose product is annotated as Arf family GTPase SAR1. NCBI's taxonomy places the organism in Eukaryota, Fungi, Ascomycota, Eurotiomycetes, Eurotiales, Aspergillaceae. Gene Ontology annotation, biological process: endoplasmic reticulum to Golgi vesicle-mediated transport; vesicle organization; membrane organization. The coding region runs from base 1 to 570 and encodes 189 amino acids. The record is from RefSeq and is a predicted model, not a curated record. Gene Ontology annotation, molecular function: GTPase activity; GTP binding. Gene Ontology annotation, cellular component: endoplasmic reticulum exit site; COPII vesicle coat. The transcript has 6 exons.
AUGUGGAUCAUCAACUGGUUCUACGAUGUGCUGGCCUCCCUUGGCUUGCUCAACAAGCACGCCAAGCUCCUCUUCCUCGGUUUGGACAAUGCCGGAAAGACGACCCUUUUGCACAUGUUGAAGAAUGACCGUGUCGCGACGCUCCAGCCCACGGCGCAUCCGACAUCGGAGGAGCUGGCCAUCGGCAACAACCGGUUCACGACUUUUGAUCUGGGCGGUCAUCAGCAGGCCCGUCGUCUGUGGAAGGAUUACUUCCCCGAAGUCAGCGGCAUCGUCUUCCUCGUCGACGCCAAGGACCAUGAGCGCUUCCCCGAGUCCAAGGCCGAGCUCGACGCCCUCCUCGCCAUGGAGGAACUCUCCAAGGUUCCCUUCCUCAUCCUCGGCAACAAGAUCGACCACCCCGACGCCGUCAGCGAGGACGAGCUCAGACACCAGCUGGGUCUGUACCAGACCACGGGUAAGGGCAAGGUGCCUCUGGAGGGAAUCCGGCCCAUCGAGGUGUUCAUGUGCAGUGUUGUGAUGAGACAGGGAUACGGUGAAGGUAUCAGGUGGCUGUCUCAAUAUGUCUAA